Magnolia sinica is the source of this 1752-nucleotide messenger RNA. RefSeq lists its product as uncharacterized. The transcript has 7 exons. The record is from RefSeq and is a predicted model, not a curated record. The coding region runs from base 222 to 1559 and encodes 445 amino acids. NCBI's taxonomy places the organism in Eukaryota, Viridiplantae, Streptophyta, Magnoliopsida, Magnoliales, Magnoliaceae.
CCGCUUCCUCCUCUCCCUUUCCCUCUCGCUGAAGAGGAAUUUUCAUUUUCCCUCUUUCGAUUCCUUCUUUCGACCGCCCUUUUAUUCCUCUCCCUUCCCUCUUUCGACCACCCUUUUCUUCCUCUCCCUUCCCUCUUUCGAGCGCCAUCUUCAUCGCCCUUGAUCGCCCUUUUUGAAGCUCGUAUACAGAUCGUUCAUUCAGAAGCUCAUAUGCAGAUUUCAUGCUAAGGCAUAUGGAUCUAGAGGCAUCGUCAUUCGGCACAGAGCCGCUAGGGGAUGCAGCCCGUGAAGAAGCCAUAGACGGGUUGUCAUCUUCAUCGUCUAGGAAGAGAGGUCCUACGCGAGGUCGAGAAUUAAAUGAGAAGACUUCAUUGAAGAGGGUCAUUACGACUAAUGAAUUUGGGCAACCGAAUGCGGGGGAUAUAAAUCAAGUUACAUUCAAUUCAUGCAUUGGUGUUCUCACCCACACCCACAUCCCGAUCACCUACACAGACUUUCGCCAGGUGCCUCCGGAGCACCUUCAGAGAGUCAUUGAAAGCUUGGAGUGUAGUUAUGAUUUUCAGAAUAACCAACAUGCGAUGACAACUUACGUUCGUGAACGUGUGAAUACCUCUUGGAGAAAUUACAAGAACCAGUUGCAUUUAAAGUAUGUUAAGGACAAGGAUCUUGCAGCUGUGAAGUCAUCUCCAGCCCCCGUUGGUGUGCCUAUAGAGGAUUGGAUACUCUUUGUGGAUCAACGUAAUACAAAUGAAUUUAAGGAAUUAAGUGCAAGAAAUGCAUCCAAUCGGGCCAAACAAGUUGGCCCUUCUACACUUGGGCGGCGUAGCAUGGCUGUUAUACGCCAUCAGAUGGCAAUUGAGAGGAAUCUUACUAGUGAUGCCGACGUUGGUAGGGCUGAUGUGUACAUCAGAGCCCAUACAACAAAGGAUGACAAAUUACAGUUUCCCGAAGCCUUUGAAAAAAUAAAGUCGAUUCAGAGUAGUAAUCCAACAUCUCAGAUGACCAAUGUAGAUGAUGCCCUUACACAGUCAAUUGGGAGUGAUAGUAGAGGGCGCAUGCGGGGUAUAGGUGGAAAUGUAGGCAAGAUUGCAUUGAGGAAGACAAUCCCUAUUAUAGAUAAGCUCAAUAUGGUGAUGCGGGAUCCAGAUAAUUUGAAGGAGGAAGUAGGUGAAAUGAAGAAAAGCCUGGUAGACCUCCAUAUGAAGCUUAAUUGUAUUGUAGAAAAGCAAGGGGAACAGGGGGUUGUGGAUCCACCAACAAUACCUCCAUUUAAAUCUAGUCGUGCCUUGUCGCCUGAUUUAAUACAUAUUGGCAAGAGAUGCGAUCUUUGCGAUUGGAAGAAACGGGUAGUUGCUCGUGGUGAGGUGCAUGAAGUUGAUUCAACUGCCCAUGUCCAUGGAGCAGAUCUAGGCGAAGGAAAUUUUAGAGUUGUCUUGAUCGAGAUUAAAGCUUCGCACGUAGAGUUGUGGAAGGAAGAUGGUUAUCAUCAUACACUUGGAGAGGUCGGCGUAGGAGGAUUUGUUAUUUGGCCCAAGCUAUUUCUAACCAUCUAUCCAUGAUGUUUAUAAUUAGACAUUACAAAAACUGAGACAAUUUACUUUUAUUUUCAAACUAUACGGUAACAUAGACACUUAUCUGAAUAUUAUGGAAUGGAAUGUAUUCAACUCUCACAUCAGAUUACACACACAUAUAUGGAAUGGUAUGGAAUGCAUUUAUCACUCACAUUAGAUUACACCCACAUAUAUGGAAUGG